Molecule: messenger RNA, 931 nt
Organism: Notothenia coriiceps (black rockcod)
Lineage: Eukaryota; Metazoa; Chordata; Actinopteri; Perciformes; Nototheniidae
Product: alpha-tectorin-like
Exons: 5
Source: RefSeq, a predicted model, not a curated record
GUGUAAUCUCCUGAAAGAGGCUCCCUUCAGUGCUUGCAAUGAGCACAUCGACCCGGAGCCCUACAUGGCCGCCUGCACACACACUCUGUGCAAAUACCCUGCAGUGGAUGGUCUUAAGUGCCAGUUCCUGGAGGCCUACGUCAAGGCCUGCAGCCUCCACAGCAACGUCACCGUGGAAAGAUGGACGACCAAAACCAGCUGCCCGGCUGUCCCCCGGGCCUCCUGUCAGGACCGGUUCUGCAGCGAUAAUGAGUUCUGCGGAGAAAGACAAGUUGGGUAUCCUCGCUGCCUCUGUCGUGCUAUUUUUGCCUCCAAGUACAAAUCGGCAAAUGCUUACGGUGAGCCGACAGCAUGCACAAAGAAGUCUGCAUCAGUUACUAUGGCCAAUUGUCUCUUGGAGGACAAAAGCAUCGACUACUCCUUCUUACACCUCAAUGACGAGGCCUGCAAAGCUGAAAUGGACGAACUGACCCACAUGGUGACGUUCAAAUUCAACAGCAGCAACACUUGUGGUACAGUGGUCAUGGCAAACAACAGUCAAAUUAUCUACAAGAACACCAUCAUGAGGAGGAACCUCUCCGAUUCUGGCAUGAUCAACCGUCAGAGCCCCGUGCACAUCGACUUCUCCUGUUAUUACGCUCAGCCGGAGAUCAAGAGCUUGGCCAUCAGACUGAAACAAAGGGCUGUGAUGCAGGAGAUGACUUCUGGAGAAUGGAAGUACAAUCUGACCAUGAAGGCCUACAUUGACGCUGAGCGUAAUAACGUUAUCCAGUCAGACACCGACAUCCAACUGGACCAGAACAUCUGGGUGGAGAUUGAGACAGAGGGCCUCGAUGAAAAAGUGGUUGUCGUGGUGAUGGACUCCUGCUGGGCCACCGAUCAGCCGUCGCCAAGCGGAGCUCUGAGAUAUGACCUCAUCACGAACGGGUGA